AUUUCUCUCUCUAAAAUGUUUUGCACUUCGUUUUAACCUUAUUUUCUUUUUUUCUGUCCGUUACACUCAAUCUCUCUCUCUCUCUCUCUCUCUCUCUCUCUCUCUUUGGAACAUGACCAUCCCCUGUUCCUUUUCUCACCGGAAAUGAAUCCCGUCACGGAGGCGCUACCACCCUUGCCGCCGCAACCUCACCGUCCUUCUACUUCCUGUGACCGUCAUCCCGAAGAGCGUUUCACUGGUUUCUGUCCUUCAUGUCUUUGCGAGCGUCUCGCUGUUCUCGAACCUUCUACUUCUUCUUCUUCUUCUUCUUCCUCUUCUCGGAAGCCGCCGAUUAACUCCUCUGCUGCCGCUGCCGCUCUUAAGGCCAUUUUCAGACCUUCUGCUACUGGACCUGGAGCUGGAGGUCCUUCUUCUCGGAAUAAACCCUCUUCCUUUCUUCCCGAGCUUCGUCGGACUAAGUCGUUUUCCGCCUCUAAGAAUGAAGGGUUUUCUGGUGUGUUUGAGCCUCAGAGGAAAUCUUGUGACGUCAGGGUUCGGAAUACUCUCUGGACUCUUUUUACUCAGGAUGAUGAACGGAACCCGUUGAAGAAUGAAGCUCCGAGGCUUAGCAAUGCCGCUGCUGGUGUUCACAUUGAGGAUGAACGUGAACCUAGAAUUUUGGCUGCUGCUUCUUCUGUUGUUCGAGGUCCGGUUUUGGAACCUGAGGAUCAAGAAGAAGAGGAUGACGAAACUGAACCAGAAAUUGAGAUUUUUGAGGAAUCCAAUGCCGGUAAUGUAGUGGAGGAGAGAGUUCAAGAAAUUCUUGAAGAAGAGGAGGAAGAAGAAGAGGAAGAAGAAGCAGAGGAAGAGGAAAAUGAAGAACCAAUUAGGCCUGAAAUUGAAGUUGUACAAGACGACUUCAAAAGCAUAAAGGAUCACAUGGAUCUCGAUUCUCAACCCAAGAAACCCUCCGGCCGGGAUUUCAAGGAGAUUGCCGGAAGUUUCUGGUCCGCUGCUUCUGUUUUCAGUAAGAAAUGGCAGAAAUGGAGAGACAAGCAGAAGCUCAAGAAGCGCAGAAAUGGCGGUAUCUCCGCUACAUUGCCGGUGGAGAAGCCAAUCGGCCGUCAAUUUAGAGAAACACAGUCGGAGAUCGCUGAUUAUGGCUAUGGUCGCCGGUCCUGUGAUACAGAUCCGAGAUUCUCACUUGACGCCGGGCGAAUGUCGUUCGACGAUCCUCGUUACUCCUUCGAUGAACCAAGAGCUUCUUGGGAUGGCUAUUUAGUAAGCCGUACUUUCACCAGAAUGCCGACGAUGCUCUCUGUUGUUGAAGAUGCUCCUAUUCAUGUUUCUCGAACCGAUACUCAAAUUCCAGUCGAAGAACCCGCAAAUUCCUGCAAUGACGACGAAACUAUCCCGGGUGGUUCGGAACAAACCAGAGAUUACUACUCCGACUCCUCCUCUCGCCGGAGAAGAAGCCUCGACAGAUCAAGUUCGCUAAGGAAAACAGCAGCGGCCGUCGUGGCGGAUAUGGACGACAUUAAAUCAUCCUCCAACGCCAAAGUUUCUCCAGCCACAGCCGAUUUCUUUUCCGGCCCGAAAUUGGUAGUUCCAGACAACAAACUCCAAAGAGAUUCCAACUCGAAUUCCUUGCGAGACGAUUGUUCAGAAACCUUCGAAAUCCCUUUCAGAAACGGCGACCGGAAGGAGACGAAAAAGUCCCGCCGGUGGGGGAAAGGCUGGAACAUUUGGGCAUUCAUAUACCGUCGAACCGGCAACAAAUACGAAGACGAAGACAGAUACAGCAGCAGAACGAACGGCGUGACGAGAUCGUUAUCGGAAUCGUGGCCGGAAUUUCGAGGCGAACGGAACGGCGAGGUUAGAGGAAUCGGAGGAGGAAUGGGGUUUAAUCCAAAAAUGAUGAGAAGCAAUAGCAGCGUGAGUUGGAGGAGCUCACAGAGCAACAAUGGCGGACCGUUUGGGAGUAUGAGAAAGAGCAAUGUGGAAACAAGCGGGGGAUUCUUGAGGAAGAAGAAAGAAGAUUUUGUGCUGGAGAGAAAUCAGAGUGCGAGAUUUUCACCGAAUGAAGUCGUCGAUAAUGGGCUUUUACGAUUCUAUUUGGCGCCGAUGAAGGGAAGCCGGCGAGGGGGGAUAAUGAAAAACCGGCCGAAUCCUGCUCAGUCCAUUGCUAGAAGUGUAUUGAGAUUGUACUGAAGAAAUUGAAGAAGAAGAAGAAGAAGAUGAUGAUGAUGAUGAAGAAGAAGAUUUUAGUGCUUUUGUUAAAUUUGGUGGUGAAUUUUCUUUGUAAUUUUUGUUGGAAUUGGAUUCAAAAAAAGCACCAUGAAAAAAAGAAAAAAAAAAAAAAAACUGCCUCUUGAUGCUGAUGCUAAUUAUGAUUUUACCAUAAAAUUCUCAAUUUACUGAAAUAACAAAGAUUUCAGUGUUUCUUCUUCCUUCAAAUAUGUAUAUUUUUUCUUCUAUUAAAAUUGUUAUUACAUUGCAUAAAAUGAUGGUUUGGGUUAAGAUAGUGUUUGAUUUUUGAGA
This is a messenger RNA of Cucumis melo (muskmelon), 2520 nucleotides long. RefSeq names its product protein OCTOPUS. Bases 145 to 2190 code for a protein of 681 amino acids. The record is from RefSeq and is a predicted model, not a curated record. The transcript has a single exon. Gene Ontology annotation, cellular component: plasma membrane. Lineage: Eukaryota; Viridiplantae; Streptophyta; Magnoliopsida; Cucurbitales; Cucurbitaceae.